Molecule: messenger RNA, 3016 nt
Organism: Centropristis striata (black sea bass)
Lineage: Eukaryota; Metazoa; Chordata; Actinopteri; Perciformes; Serranidae
Gene: phf24
Product: PHD finger protein 24
Exons: 9
Coding region: 321-1601 (426 amino acids)
Molecular function (GO): calcium ion binding
Source: RefSeq, a predicted model, not a curated record
AGAAGAAGAAGAAGGAGAAGAAGAAGAAGAGGGGGGAAAGAGGAGAAGAAGAUUUCAGCACCGGAGCUGUCCGCUGCUCUUGGAGAAGUCUAUUCCUGUGAAGGAGAAGAAGCUUGCUUCCGACUGUAAAUUUUCUCUGUGGGACUGAAAGAGAGAGGGGGGAAGGAAUAAAUAAAGUGCCGUGCCAUUCAUCUCUCUGCAGGGCGAGUUAACGGCGCACAUACUUCAUUCGAGCAAAGUCUUGCCAUGCUGGACAUCCGGGCUUGAGACAGAAAGGAUAAAGUCUCCACAUAAGUCGACCAGCUUUUACUCUUUACGCCAUGGGAGUGCUCAUGUCAAAGAAGCAGCAGGUGGAGAAGGUGCAGAAAUGCAACGCUGUCGUGUCGGCAUUCCAGGCGGGCAUAAAGGAACGCCCCGCCCCAUCCAAGCAGGCGGACGGAGAUGUGGAAGAAGCCGACGGCCCUGCCAAACCGUCAGCCAAACCUCCAUCCAGUCCUGAUGAGAAGAAAGCCGAGGAGGCGGAGAAAGACGACACAGACAAUAGCGCGGGUCCGUCGACCUCCCAGCAGGCCUCGGCGACAGCGAGGGAGGACUGUAAGGUCAACCAGGAGGCUUGGUCGAGGCUACGGGACGGGAAAGGGGUGGAACCCGAAGAUCUCGACAAGAGCCAUCAGCUCACGCCACCUGCUUUUGUGAGGCCCAAAAGGGAAGCGGAUGAUGAUCAGGCUGUAGAGGUGGAGCUGCACAAGAAAGAGCAGCCCCCGAGCGAUGAGAUGUGCGACGUGUGCGAGGUGUGGACAGCCGACGACCUGUACCCCUGCAGGAUCUGCACCCGAGUAUUCCACGACGGCUGCCUGAGGGAGCUGGGCUACCUGCGCGCCGAGGCCCUGCAGGAGAUGAGAGACACGGCCCACACUGUUACUGGCUGGAGCUGCUACUAUUGUGAUAAUCUGAAUUUACUGCUAACGGAGGAAGAGAUGUACAGCCUCAUGGAGACCUUCAAGCAGUGCAAGAUCAUCCCAGAGUCAUGCCUGGUGUCAGACGAGCUGCUGCAGUACCGCCACUUUGCAUCCAAGCAGCAGUUUGAUAAGGACCUGACUGAUGAGCAAGAGGAGGAAGUGCUGGCCCAGUUUGCAGCGCUGGAUCCUGAGAAGAAGGGUCACAUUGAAUGGUUCGACUUCCUUUACUAUGAGUCUCUGGCUGUGUUGAAGAAGUUUCGCACAGAGAACUCAAUGGUGCGUCUGCUGACCGCCAAGGAGAGAGACACGGCGCGCUCGGUGUUCCUGGCUCUGGACCUGGAUGAAGAUGGCGUGAUCACAAGAGCAGAAUGCCGCCAGGCCCAGCAGUCCUGGUUCGACAAGCUCAACAAAGACUCGCAGUCUUGCAACGUGAGACUCAUGGGACUCUGCUCUCCUAUGAAUUGUGGUAUAAGUCAUGUUGGCCCAAUAUGUGAGAGCAGUCCAGCCAGCUCUGGCAGUGAAAGGAGCAAGACGGAUGACAGCAGGCCAGCGACCUGGGCAGACUUUCUAAGGGAGAGUGCCAUCUAUGUUCUGGCUGCACGGCCCAAUAGUUCUGCCAUGCACAUCCGUCUGCCUCUAUAGUCCAGGACCCUGAACGCACCACCCCCCCAGCAGAGAGAGAGAUAGAGGGAGUACCCUAUAGUCUACGGAUGAGCAGAGGAAGAUAGACACGGCGGCACGACGACGACACGAGGAAAGGCAAACUGAGCAAACUGGAUGAAGCACCGAGAGACAGCAGAUCAAGCCAUCGACAGAAUCUCUCCUCCUCUGCGUCACCUCAACCCCACGACACCUGACAACACACACGCUGACUGACACACCGACGACGCAAGUGACAGCAGCUGUCACGGGUCCCGACUCCCAGAUACUUGACGGCUUCCAACAAAAAUGUGAGAGAUAGGACGAGGAGAGACAACCACCCACCCACGACCAGUCAGUCAACCAUAAUUCUGAGUGUUUCGAUCAUGCGUAUACAGUCACACAACCUCCUCGGAGGCUCACACUCACACUAUUAAAUAAAAAAACACUCACACACACACUCUGUUGCCCUCCAGCUGCAUAACUCUCCAUGUGGGUACGUUAGCGUGACAGGCUGCUUUCAAGUAUUCAUUCCUUUGGGUCUCAUCGCGUCCUAAUAAUAGUUCCAUGCUACUGUUAUUGGAUGUUAUUCACCACAAAAGCUGUUAAUCACAUUACACAGAGGCACAUGCAAAUUCAUUAUUGGUACUGUUUGACAAGUGGAUAGACCUCUGGGAGAUUAACCCUGCAGCUGCCAUUAUCAGAAUGUAUACCAAACGGGAAUUAAAGCUAUCCGCGUACAUAACGUUAUAUGAGAACUGCUAUUCAUGCCAGUAUAAAUUAUUAUUAUAAUGCAUUGAGAAAAAAAAGCUGUAUUUAUUCCUGUAUCCUCUGAUGUAUCCUCUGUUUUCCCCAGUCUCAUCCGAGAGUCUAUGUUCUUCUGAAGUACUAACCGUGAAAAAGGAUGUUAACGAAAGCUAACCCAGUAAAAGACGUGAAUAUACUGCCAUAUAUACAUUUUUUUUUUCGUUCCUGUUGAGCACUUUGACAAGUGGAAACAUCUGUGUUCCUGUUCUAGUGUCAUUAUUUGCACUAUGGGAUGCAGAUUGACUACUGUGUGACAUAAUCAUUGUAAUGAUAUACUGAAAGACAAUGGGAGGUGAAUCAGGUGAAAAUAUUUGUCCUUUGUUAAUAUGCAGAAGCACUGUUGUUAAAAAAAAAUGUUAUGGAAAACUUGGUGGGGAUUCUAUAAUGUUACAGGUUAUACGACAAUUUAAAUGCACAUGAAACUGCCCAUAGACUCACUGGAAACAUACCGUAACAAGUAGAACUUCAUGUAGUGUUUAUGCCAUGUAAUGACGGGUCUAUGCCAGGUCCUCGUAGUGAAUAAAGUAUGGUUAUGACAUGAAUCUUGGUUGUCUGAGGGAUAUAUCACAGUGCUGAAAUAAAUGCAUGGCAUUUACUCUCCUUCUUGAGAA